Messenger RNA from Perkinsus marinus ATCC 50983, 132 nucleotides. RefSeq lists its product as hypothetical. The transcript has 2 exons. The record is from RefSeq and is a predicted model, not a curated record. The coding region runs from base 1 to 132 and encodes 43 amino acids. NCBI's taxonomy places the organism in Eukaryota, Perkinsozoa, Perkinsida, Perkinsidae.
AUGACGCCUUUGUCUAUACUUAUCCCUCUGGUUUGUGUUGCGGCACUUUGGAUGAUUGCCGAGCUGGGCUGGUGUGAGUACAAAAAGCAUAGGAGUCACGGCAAAGAAAUGCAGGAUCCGCUACUGCCGUAG